Daphnia magna is the source of this 2270-nucleotide messenger RNA. It is a transcript of the gene Cortactin, whose product is annotated as src substrate cortactin. NCBI's taxonomy places the organism in Eukaryota, Metazoa, Arthropoda, Branchiopoda, Diplostraca, Daphniidae. Gene Ontology annotation, biological process: regulation of actin filament polymerization. The record is from RefSeq and is a predicted model, not a curated record. Gene Ontology annotation, cellular component: cortical actin cytoskeleton; plasma membrane; site of polarized growth. Gene Ontology annotation, molecular function: actin filament binding.
UGUUUAACUUCUUAUCAUCAACGAAAGGGCGUGUAAGUCAAGUUUUAGCCGGUUUGAAAUAGUGUUCCAAACCUAUUUAAAAACUAAUUGGUACGUGGAAAACCUUGGUUUUGCCGUCAACGUCACUUCAAUUGCUUAUUUUCUUCAGUAACUUAUUCGUAACAACAUGUGGAAAUCCGCCGUUGGUUCCAACAUCAAAGCUCCUGUAGUAAAUCAAGAUGAUGAUGAAUGGGAUACCGACCCUAAUUAUAUCAAUAACGUGACGGAAGAGGAACAGAGAUGGGGUGGAGGAAGAACAGCUGGUGCUAUAGAUAUGAAUGCUCUUCGUGAGCAAACUACUAAAGAAGAUUUAGAGCUCAAAAAGAAAAUAAUGGCUGAAGGACCUCAAGCAUCUUAUGGUUAUGGAGGGAAAUUUGGGGUACAGGAAGAUCGUAUGGAUAAAAGUGCAGUUGGUCAUGAACAUAUUGAAAAAGUUGAAAAACAUGCCUCACAAAAAGAUUAUGCAACUGGCUUUGGUGGAAAGUUUGGGGUCCAGAAAGAUAGAAUGGAUAAAUCUGCAGUGGGUCAUGAUUAUGUUGCCAAAAUUGAAAAACAUGGCAGUCAAACAGAUGCUGCAAAAGGGUUUGGAGGGAAAUUUGGUGUGCAAACUGAUCGUGUGGAUAAGAGUGCCGUUGGUUGGGACUAUCAAGAGAAACUAGUUAAGCACGAAAGCCAAACAGAUGGCUCCAAGGGUUUUGGCGGGAAAUUUGGUAUUCAAACCGACCGCAUUGACAAAAGUGCAGUUGGCUGGGACUACCAAGAAAAAGUUGAGAAACACGAAAGCCAGGUUGAUGGGAAAAAAGGUUUUGGUGGAAAAUUCGGCGUCCAGGCUGAUCGAGUCGAUAAAAGUGCCGUUGGUUAUGACUAUCAAGAGAAGGUGGAAAAACAUGAGAGUCAAACUGACGGUUCAAAGGGCUUUGGAGGAAAAUUUGGUGUUCAAACCGACAGACAAGAUGCAGCGGCUGUCGGUUUUGAUGAAGAGCAAGGUCAUGUUGGCACUACAUACGAGAAAGACAAGCCUGUUGUAGCAGAAAAAGGAAAAGCCUCGUUAUUAAAGUCCCGGUUUGAAAAUUUUGCUGAUGAAAACAAGAAAGCUGCAAUGGCUGUUCCUCCUCCAUCGAAGAGUGCCCGUCCAAUGGCUAAAAUAGCACACAAAUUCGAAACCCAGUCUUCGUUGACACCGGCGCAACAAGAGCCACCCGUAAAGCACAUUCCUCAAGUAAAGCAACCUGUUUGGCAAAGCCAAGCUCCUGAAGUCAAACCGCCUGUUGUUCUCGAGCCGAUUGUCAGAGAAAGUGCUAUGGCUUCUCCAGUACCUGAACCUCCUGCUUCAUCGCCUCCACCCAUUGUUGCGGCUCCUGUACCACAAACCCAGCAAUAUAUUACGCACUCUCAAGAACGAUGGAAUGAUGAACUGGCCGAAGCUGUCGAACAAGUUGAGCAUGGAGCGUGGAGAGAAGUGGAUGAAGAAGAAGACGCUUGGAAAGACGAAGAAGAUACAGGCUACGCCCAGGAAAACACAAAUUUGGAAACAGUUGCAGAAGAAACUGGCACGGGUCUGGUUGCGGUCGCUCUUUACGAUUACCAAGCCGCUGCAGAAGAUGAGCUCUCCUUUGACCCAGAUGAUAUCAUUAUGAACAUCGAAAUGAUCGAUGAAGGCUGGUGGCGUGGAGAAUGUAGAGGCCAGAUCGGAUUAUUUCCCGCUAAUUACGUCCAACUGCAACAGUGAAACUCCAACGGUCUUCUCGUCUUCCAGGUUUUAUCCAGCAAUCCAAGGUUCUUUUUAUUCCCAAUUGUUAAGCAUGCUUUCCAAAAUUUUCCUGAUAUCGUGAGCCAACCAUAUGGCGGUACUUUUACGCGUGGCGUUAUUUUGCAUGUAUUGUUGCCCAGUCAGUAUUCACAAACGUGGUGAAAAAAGAAUUACUUAUUACAGAAGAAUUAAUUUGAUGAACAAGUGUAACGGAAGAACAUCGCUCUUGCCUAUUGUUGCGAAAAGAAAGGAACUUACUUAACCCUAUUCCACCAAUUUUAAUGAAGGAACAAUAAUUAGAUGAUGUUUACCGACUCAAAUCACAAUGCUUUGUUAACGAUUAUUGUGCCGAGAUCCAACCGACCAAUUUAUCAUGCGCAGCCUGUCGAUUGACGGAAGAUUUUUCCUGUUCGUUGUGCUGCAAACAAAAGCCUCUGUGAUUACGUGGUGGUCCAAAUACAUAUCUGCGUGUUGAUGGUGA